CCCAAGUGAUUCAAUAUAAAAUUUAAAUAUUCUAGAAAAAUACAAGAAAGGACUUGCAAUUUUGACAUGCCGACUUCGACCGACGUUCAAGCGUUCCGCACUGGUGUGAAUGGAGUCGCGCUGGGAAGCGUUGGACUGGGCGGACUCUACCAAGACCUACCUGGAGAAGCAGUGACCAUUGCCGUGGAAACAUUCGAGACAGCAUUCCCCCGCGGCGUCCGACUUAUUGACACAGCUCCAUGGUACAACAACGCCGAGGACGUAGUCGGCCAAGCCCUGCGUCGUGUCCAGACACCGCGGCACGAGUAUUACUUGGCGACCAAAGUCGGGCGCUAUCGCAGCGACAAGCACCCGAAUGGAGAAUUUGACUAUUCUCGCAGCCGCAUUCGCCAAAGCGUGCAAGAUUCGCUGGCCAAGCUUGGGACGACUUACCUGGACGUGGUGUACCUGCACGACGUCGAGUUUGUGGACCGGGACACGGUGCUGCACGAGGCGAUUCCCGCGUUGGCCGAACUGCAAGCCGAAGGCGUGAUCAAGUUGAUUGGCAUUUGCGGCUAUCCCCUCGACGUGCUGGACGACAUUGUCCAGCGAUCGCCCCGACCGCUUCAAGUCGUGCAAAGCUACUCGCAUUUGACGCUGCAGAACGACGCGCUUCUGACCAAAGCAGCGUCGUGGCAUGCUAAAGGUAAUACAGUUUCCCCCAUCCAUCGAAGAGUCCUCCUGAAGCAUUAUGUGCUUCCAGGAAUCGUUGUGAUCAACGCCGCGCCGCUGUCCAUGGGUCUGCUGACGUCCCGCGGGCCGCCUGCAUGGCACCCGGCUUCGUCGGCAUUGCGCGCGUCCUGUGCUGCCGCGUUGACGUGGCUGGCGUCAGUGGAGUUUGCGACUGAGCAGCAGAAGCCGAGCGUCGAAGGCCUCGCCAUCCAAUACGCACUCGACGCCCAGAAGGAACACCACAACGUGGUGACUACCAUGGUCGUAGGCAGCAUGGGCGAAGCAGAAGUACUGUCGUCUAUCCGUGCCCGAGACAACCCGUCGCUGCUGUCGAAAGCCCAUAUUGCCAAGGUAUGUAACUGGCUACGCCCAUUACGCAUCUAGCGAGACAUGUUCAACAUGGAUGAUCAUGUAAAUCACUGAUGUAAAUACUUAGUUUCGACAGCUUUUGGGCCACAGCUACAACGAAUCGUGGGUACAAGACCUGACGUGUUAUGAUGCCCACCUCCUAGUACCACCGCACGUUUAGCUUGGCAAGGUUGGACCGUCUACACUUCAAGCGCAUGUGUGCGAUGGAAACAGCGCAAGUCCUUCACGUGGCAUGGCACAUGUCUCAUGCAUCAAUCAGUACUAAUUACAUGCAAUAUGGUUGGUGUCUGUCAUGGGCAAAAGGGAUACUAGUACCUAUAUAAAGCAUGUGGGGGAAAACCAACCAUGGGAGCUUUCUUGUCGGUGUGUUGUCGAGCGAGUACACGACACCAUGUGUCUACAUACUGAGGACACGCGUUCGCUGUAUGUACAUACCCGGGUAGGUAGUGGGGGUCGGUCUGCCAUGAACGAGUGGUGGCUGUCCGUCGGAUUAUCAAAACGGC
Molecule: messenger RNA, 1583 nt
Organism: Aphanomyces astaci
Lineage: Eukaryota; Oomycota; Saprolegniomycetes; Saprolegniales; Verrucalvaceae
Exons: 3
Coding region: 67-1095 (342 amino acids)
Biological process (GO): dehydro-D-arabinono-1,4-lactone biosynthetic process
Cellular component (GO): cytosol
Molecular function (GO): D-arabinose 1-dehydrogenase [NAD(P)+] activity
Source: RefSeq, a predicted model, not a curated record